UUAGUAUAUCGAUUCAGAUUGAGCAUCCUUAUGAAAUACUAACCUAAAACGAAAAAAACAAAUAAAAACCAAACUAUUACAAAUAAUAAUUAAAUUCAAAUUAAAUUGUUUUUCAUUCAAAACGCGAAUACUCUAAAAUGGGAGAUGAAGGAUUUAGUAAACUACUUCAACAAGCAGAACAGUUAACGACUGAGAUAGAAGGUAAUGAAGAAUUGCCGAGAGUUGAACGUUCUUUAGGGCAAGUUCUCGAGGCCUCCCAGGAACUUUACUCGAGAGUAAUACAAUCUGGCGCUAACGAUAUUCAAGCGCACUUAUUGUUUGGCUCUAAAGGAAUUGAUCUAAACCAAAUCUCACAAAAAUUGGAGACACUUAGUUCAAAGCGUACUUUUGAGCCCCUCCAGCCAAUAGCUGAUUCAGAUAUUGAAAGUUUUUUGAAGAAUGAAAAAGAAAAUGCUAUAUUAUCCCUUAUUGAUGAAGUCAACAAAAAUUCCCUGCAAACAACAGAGGAUCAAAAAUGGGAACACAUGCUCUCAGAAUGGAAUAAAGAAAAGAUCAAACUCAUGAAUGCAAUGAUUGGUCCCUCACAAAACUGGCUAGACUUGAAACGCACUCCUGAACCUCCUAGUAUUGCUGAUGCUCCUAAAAAAUUUGGACAUUCAAUGUUGGAUAAUGUUGAAGCAGCAUAUGCCAGACAGGUUCAUCAGUAUAAUAAAUAUGUAUUCCAAGGUGCUAAAUCAAGAACAGCUUUGCAUCAGAAAUUUGCUCAGGUAGCUGAGGACUUCAAUGACCCUAAAGUAAAGGAGAUGUGGGAUAUAAUAAAUACAAUGGCCAAUAUCCCAGCCCUGGUGAGAGAUGAAGAUCCACUGAAAGCAAGAGGCAAUCCAGCAAUACAACAGUGUCUUGUCGCACAAGGAAAGAAAUACUUACAGAAAAGGUACAAACUAUACAUGAAUGAUGUAGUACGUGCCAACCCUGCGGCUGCCCUCCGCGGCGGCGAACCUGGUACAUACCCACUUGUUCGAGGAUUUGUAGGGCUACGUCUUCAGGGACAGAAUUCACAAGGUUUCACUGAUGGAGUCAUAGAUGAACGCCCACUCUGGCCCAUGGUUUACUAUUGUUUAAGGAGCGGAGAUCCAAAUGCGGCAUUACAUUGUUUGAGAAAAGCUGGGCGUGAUCAUGAAGAAUUCAUAGCUGCUUUAGAAGAGUAUAUCCGAAACCCUGAAAAACCACUAAGCGACAAACUGCAGACAGCCAUAAAUUUCCAAUACAGAAUACAAGUUCGGAAUUCUACAGAUCCUUAUAAAAGAGCAGUGUACUGUGUGAUUGGUUGCUGCGACGUGAGCGACGAGCACUACGAGGUGGCGCGUACGGCCGACGACUACCUCUGGUUGAAACUCUCGUUCAUAAGGACGCGCAGUGCCAACGAAACGGAAUCGUUCUCUUAUUCAGACCUACAGAAACUUAUUCUGGAGGAAUAUGGUGAAACGCAUUAUCAUGCUUACGAAAAACCGGUCGUGUACUUUCAAGUGUUGGCUCUGACUGGACAGUUUGAGCCAGCUAUCGAAUUCCUCUCGAGAAUACCAAGAUAUCAAGUACACGGUGUUCAUAUGGCUCUUGCGUUACAUGACGUUUACAUGCUGGGCACACCGAGGAAUGUUCAAGCUCCACUCCUGUCUGUGGACACAGAAGAUCCACCACCGUUGCGUCGUUUGAACUUAGCGAGACUGUUACUGCUUUACGUUAGAAAAUUUGAACUGACUGAUCCCUCUGAUGCUUUGCAUUACUACUACUUCUUAAGGAAUCUAAAAGAUCCGAGCGGUAAGAAUUUAUUCAUGUGCUGCUGCACAGACUUGGCAUUGGAGAGUAGAGAUUACGAGCUCCUAUUUGGUCGAAUUGACGCUAAUUCAAGUUUGAGAAGCCCUGGAUUGGUGGAUCAAUUCAAUAACCCUCAUAUUGACAGCAAGGUGAUUGCGUUGAAUGUUGCUGAGCAGCUCGUAAACAAGGGCUUAUUUGAAGAUGCUAUUACCAUGUACGAUAUUGCAGAUAAUUUGGAAAAGGUCGUAGAGUUGUCCUGCGUAUUGCUAGCGCAGGUGGUGAAUAGCGGCGGCGGGGAAACCGGAGUGCGCGGUCGGCUCGCUAAACGAUGUGAACUGACUGACGCGAGGCUACGGGCCUCCACCGAAACCUUACCGCCGUCAUUGCUACACGCCUAUACCAAGCUCUGCAAACUCUGCAUCUUCUUCGAUCAGUUCCACGCUGACAAUUACGAUGCGGCACUUGAGACACUAGGCGAGUGCGAGGUGGUGCCGCUGAACGCGUCGGAGCUGGAGGCGCGCGUGGCGGCGGCGCGGAGCGGGCGCGGGGAGCUGCUGCGCUGCCUGCCCGCCGUGCUGCGCGCGCUGUGCACCGUGCUGCUCGCGCACCGCCAGCGGCUGCGGGCCAACGAGCACUCGCACCCGCUCUCCCAACAGAACAAUAAGCAAUUGGAGUGGCUUCGUGAACAAGCUGAAGUCCUGAAUACUUUUGCUGGCAACAUCGCAUACAGAAUGCCUGGAGACACUUACAGUCAAUUAGCGCAAAUGCAGAUACUUAUGCACUGAAGUAGUCUAGAUAUAAAUAAUUAAUAAAGAACUGUAUUAAAAUAUUUUUACAACUA
Molecule: messenger RNA, 2656 nt
Organism: Bombyx mandarina (wild silkworm)
Lineage: Eukaryota; Metazoa; Arthropoda; Insecta; Lepidoptera; Bombycidae
Product: nuclear pore complex protein Nup93
Biological process (GO): poly(A)+ mRNA export from nucleus; protein import into nucleus
Cellular component (GO): nuclear pore
Molecular function (GO): structural constituent of nuclear pore
Source: RefSeq, a predicted model, not a curated record